AUGCGGCCGAGCCUCUUCCGUACGGCAAAAAGGGUAAGUGCACGAGGGGCGGUCCAACAUAAUAGAACUGGGCAGAAUAGAACCGCGACAUAAUAGAACUGCGCAGAAUAGAACUGUCUUUGUGUAUUUAUAUGAGCAUUUUGUCUGUUCCUUUCAAUUAACUUUCGCAAAAUUUUUCGUCUCUUGAACAAUUAAGCAGAAGACCACAGUUUAAACGUAGAAAAUUGAUUUCCUUUCGUUUUUGAUAGUACAAUAAAAUUAUUUUCUGUGGGUUUUCGUUACCAUAGAGAAGAAGGAUCACGACGGAAGUGAAAUUAAUGAAUGCAAUAAAUCGAUCACGAGAUUCAAAAAUUAUCUUUUUCUACGAAACAAUUAUUCUACAGAAAGGUUUUAAAAGGCGCUCCAAACAGUUAUAUUGUGGCCGGUUCUAUUGUGUCGUGGUUCUAUUCUGCGCAGUUCUAUUCUGCCCGGUUAUAUUAUGUCGCGGUUCUAUUAUAUAGCGGUUCUAUUCUGCCCAGUUCUGUUAUGUUGGACCGCCGCACGAGGGAUUCCGAUGAUUCCGACUGCUUUCAGAUGGUCGGAAACUUGUACAUCGGAGCGAAUGUGAAACAGAGAGCUCAGUUGGGAGAGAAUUAUUUGGGCGGAGCGGAAGUGGUCGCCGUGCACGGAACGAAGAACAUCGGAAUCGUCGCCGCGAUUCUGAAGGACCACGGAGCGGCGAUCAGGGAGUUCCGAAUCGGAUCGCAUUCAUUGGCAGAAAUGGCAAACGCUGUCAGGUUAGGAUAAUGUAUCUUCUUUUUUUUACUUUUCAAUGUAUUACGUGAGAUUUUGUGAAAAUUUCAGUCGACUCUCUGUGCAAAAGUUGUUUAGAAUCUGUGCAAAAGUUGCUGCUUUUGUCGAGCCGUCUUUCGCUAUUUUUCUAGUCCUUUACAAUCCUAAGACUGAACAUUGUUGCGAUCAGAAGCGAAGGAUUAAUUUCAGAGAAGCAGACAUUCUUCUCGACGGAGUGCAGCGAGGCGGAGAGAUCGAAGAGGCGGCCGCGUCGAAUGCGAAACUGAUCGUGGCGGAGUGUGACUGUGAGUGGCGAGAUUACUGCAGAAAAUGGACGAGAUCUAUUCCCGUUUUAGGCGAAGAUCCGUUUUCGGCAAUGAGCGCCGUGGCGAGAAUCUCGAUGGCAAUGGCGGUGCGAGAGCGGACUGCUCACGGCCAGAGACUGAUUGCGACGGACUGCCUCGACUACUGGAGAGCUCUGAACAAGCAGGGAAGGAAGUGUCCGUUUUGA
Molecule: messenger RNA, 1282 nt
Organism: Caenorhabditis sp. 36 PRJEB53466
Lineage: Eukaryota; Metazoa; Nematoda; Chromadorea; Rhabditida; Rhabditidae
Source: the annotation of a GenBank genome assembly